UGCCUUCAGCAACAGACGACUCCUCCAGGCUAAAUAAAUAAAUAAAACCACAGGUUUUGGUGACAGGCACCAUGCGCAAUGACUAACUCCGUGGUCGGAUCCGAACGCCGCACAGAAAUUUAGUCCGCAUCAUUCCCUGACAGCUCCCUGAGAGAGAAAGAGAGGCGAGAGAGGCAGGGCUGGAUUCUCAGACUGCAACAGAGCAGCAUGACAGACACAGUGAUGAGCAGCAGCUCGGAUCGCUGGGUAUCCAAUGACAGACAGAGGAGCAUGCAUGCUAGUGAUAAAGAACAGGGCAACUGGACCAUGCAGCCAGGGCCAGGUCCUGGUCCAGACCUCACCGAUGAAGAGAAGGAGAUUAUAAACAGUGUGAUCGCCCGGGCUGAGAAAAUGGAGGCCAUGGAGCAGGAGAGAAUUGGGCGUUUGAUAAACCGCCUGGAUGACAUGAAAAAGACUGUGUGUGGGGAUGGAGUGUCCCGCUGUUUGCUGUGUGGAGAGCAGCUGGGCUCACCUGGGGUCAGCUCAGUGGUAUGUGAGGACUGCAAAAAGAACAUGUGUACCAAGUGUGGCACACAGUGUGGCAGUCGGCCACGCGCUGUGUGGCUGUGCAAGAUCUGCAGAGAGCAGCGAGAGGUGUGGAAGAGAUCUGGUGCGUGGUUCUUCAAAGGUUUCCCCAAGCAUUUCCUGCCAUCGCCUAUGCCAUUAUCUAAAUCAAAAGAGACUGGUGCUCAGGAGGCAGCAGAGCCCCAGAGGCCAAAACCCUCUGAGGCCAGGGAGACAGUAACCCAACAACAAGCACCAGGACCUGAGCCACAGGGCCGUCCUGGUUACCCACCUGUGGCCCCUAAACCAGUUAUGCGCAUGGCCACAGGGGGGGCUGGCCCUGAAGAGGCAGGGCAGGGCAGCCCAGUGGUGAUGAAGAAGAUGGUGCCUGUCCAGAGCUCCAGACCACAGCCUGCUGCAUCCACCAACAUGACCCAGCAGGGUUCAGUGAUUGGAGAUGGAGGUGCUUACUCUUCUGGUGCAGUUCCUCCAGAGCAGAGAGCGCCUCCUGCAGUAAGAGAGGACAGGAGGCAGCCGACUGCCUACAGUGCUCCUCCUGCUCGACAGCAACCUCCCCCAGCUGAGGAGGAGGAGGAAGCCAAUGACUAUGACUCUGAUGAAGCCACUACUCUGGGCUCUCUAGAAUUCAGUCUUCUCUAUGAACAGGAAAGCAGCAGCCUCCACUGUGGCAUCCUCAAAGCAAAGGGACUGAAACCCAUGGACUCAAAUGGACUGGCAGAUCCUUAUGUCAAGCUUCAUCUGCUGCCAGGGGCUAGUAAGUCUAACAAGUUGCGCACAAAGACGCUGAGAAACACCCGCAACCCUGUGUGGAAUGAGACGCUCACCUACCACGGCCUGACAGAUGAGGACAUGCAGCGUAAGACCCUCAGGGUCUCUGUCUGUGAUGAAGAUAAGUUUGGGCAUAAUGAGUUUAUCGGGGAAACCCGUGUGGCACUGAAGAAACUGAAGAUGAAUCAGAAGAAAAACUUCAACGUGUGUUUAGAGAGAGUUGUUCCUACGAAGAGAACUGCAACAGUUGGAGCAGCCAGAGGGAUCGCUCUCUAUGAAGAUGAGCCUGGGAAAGAUGGUACAGAGGUAGAAGAGCGCGGUCGGAUUUUGAUAUCCCUCCUGUACAGCUCCCAGCAGAACCGUCUCAUUGUAGGCGUCGUGCGCUGCGUCCAUCUGGCGGCCAUGGACGCUAAUGGCUACUCCGACCCUUAUGUCAAAAUAUGUCUGAAACCUGACAUGGGGAAGAAGGGCAAGUGCAAAACACAAAUUAAGAAGAGGACUUUAAACCCAGAAUUUAACGAGGAAUUCGGCUUCGACAUCAAGCAUAGUGAACUGGCCAAGAAGACACUAGAUAUCUCCGUGUGGGAUUAUGAUAUUGGGAAGUCCAAUGACUACAUAGGUGGGUGUCAGUUGGGUAUUACUGCCAAGGGAGAGAGGCUGAAGCACUGGUAUGAGUGUUUGAAGAACAAAGACAAGAAGAUCGAGCGCUGGCACACUUUGUACAAUGAGAAUCACGUCGCUAGUGAUUAACCACUUGCCUCACUGCACCAUACAGCAUGUACGCAUAUUGCCCCUCCUAGUUGGCUUGCAUUUAUCUCCUGAACAACUUAUGUUUUUUUUUUAACCAUCUUGUUUAUUAUUUAAUCUUUAUUCACUGCUCCCAGUUGUCCUCUCCCCUGAUUUACUAUACUCUUCUGUCCUUUUUCCUUCUAAACAAUUUCUCUGCCUGCAUUGAUGCUUAAUCUGCCUCUGGCACAAAUCGUGGCAUAAAUGAAUUAGAGAUUUCAUUAAUGUAGCCAAGACAUCUGUCAGCAAACAGCUGCACAAAGGCCAUCUUGCCCGUCAGCGAUAUUACACAUUGUGCUGAACUUGACACGUUCUUUGCAAAGGAAAAAUAAUGUUUGACUUGCACAGAACAUGAAAAGCAAUAUGCUUCUGAGGUCAGAACCUUUGUUCAAGCUUAAAAAAAGGCUCGCUCGAGCGCACGCCUAAAAUUCAUGUAAAGGUAUUAUUUUUACUUUCUCAUGUGAUGACAUCAUUCUAUAGUGUAAUACUUGAACUGUAUAAGCAUGCCACGCCACACACAAGACAACAUGCAGCUGCACCUUCAAAUACUUUAACUUUCUCAACAUAUUGUAUAUUUCCAUGAAGAAAUGUUUACAUACUGAUACAUUGCUCAGGUUAGCAUAGACGUCUGAUACUACAGAUGAUUCAUAAGUCAGUGGACCGUGAGCUAGAUCAAUCUUUAAUCAGUUGCUGUUAAUUUGUGAUUUAAAGAUAGAGCACACUUAGUUUAACAGGAGUUUUUUUUUUUCUUCCUGUAUGGUUAUUUAAACUGUGAACUCUGAGUUUGUGAGAAGUAUUAACUGUGCAUUUAGAGAAGCUGAAAAAUGAACUGCAAUGUUCAUUUUCCAGUUAAUUUCUUUGUUGCGGUAAGAACUGGCAGGAAAAAAAAAUGAAUCUCAUCCUGCUACCUCUAUUCCUCUGAAGCUUGUGGUUCACUCUGACACCUCAGAGGUUUUCUAUUGCAGUGUUUACAUCGAAUGCACACAGUCAGGUUUCUUACAGCUUUCCCUAACAAAUUUGGCUGCUCCGUUUAACAAGGAGAGACGGAUGGACAGGUUAUGUCAUUAGUAUGUGCAGCUUUACCUGCAUGCACUGUGCUUGUGACUCUUGCGUGCCUGGGGCAGUCAUGGCCUGCUUUUACCCCCAAUGCACCCUUUGCACAAAGCAGGGCCCCUUUCCCCUCUGCCCACACCCCAAUCAUUCAAGGCUUUAGUGUGUGUUUGUUCACUAAUCACAGCAAACCAAGGAAAGCACACCUUACAAAGUGGAUCGACCUCAAUUUAUACAGCUGUCCGCAAGUUAUUCCAAUGUCAUAACAAAGACUAAAACAAAAAGAUUCUAUGCAUGAAAUGUCUUGUGGUUCAAGAUAUAUAUAUAUAUAUAAACUUUGUAAGAAAUAAAUGCUAUUGUAAUUCCAUUAAUGUUUACACUUCCCCACAACAUUCCUAUUAAUACUUUAUAUACAAGAGGCCACAUUCUGCAUGACUAUAAUGACUAUGGUGUAAUCUGAGUAAACUGGUUUGUUAGCAUCCAUGGGAUAGACUAAUAAUCAGCUGAGCACAUCAGAAUAUGACCCUGUCCAACUCUAUCAGUAGCAGACUAUGACAUUAAUCUUAUACUUUGAAUGAGAGGUCCUGUACAUAAACUCUUUCAGUGUCUUGUUUUCUCUGUAAAACCACUCUGCCCCCUUGUGGCAGCUAUACAGACACCCUCCAGUCCUACAUUGUGCUAUUUCAGCUACAGUGAUCAUCAGAUGACAUCAACUUUUGCUGUUUUAAAAAGCAAAACAAACAAACAAAAAACAAAACAGGCUUUCUCCUGAGCUAAACCCAUACCUGUCUUCUACUUAAUUCAGCCAG
Molecule: messenger RNA, 3977 nt
Organism: Archocentrus centrarchus (flier cichlid)
Lineage: Eukaryota; Metazoa; Chordata; Actinopteri; Cichliformes; Cichlidae
Product: rabphilin-3A
Exons: 18
Coding region: 208-2082 (624 amino acids)
Biological process (GO): regulation of calcium ion-dependent exocytosis; spontaneous neurotransmitter secretion; intracellular protein transport
Cellular component (GO): postsynaptic membrane; extrinsic component of synaptic vesicle membrane; synapse
Molecular function (GO): small GTPase binding
Source: RefSeq, a predicted model, not a curated record